This is a messenger RNA of Hippocampus zosterae (dwarf seahorse), 1495 nucleotides long. It is a transcript of the gene ddah2, whose product is annotated as dimethylarginine dimethylaminohydrolase 2. The record is from RefSeq and is a predicted model, not a curated record. The coding region runs from base 369 to 1241 and encodes 290 amino acids. Gene Ontology annotation, molecular function: amino acid binding; dimethylargininase activity. The transcript is spliced from 6 exons. Lineage: Eukaryota; Metazoa; Chordata; Actinopteri; Syngnathiformes; Syngnathidae. Gene Ontology annotation, biological process: arginine metabolic process; positive regulation of nitric oxide biosynthetic process.
CAGCGAGACGCGGCAAAUUCGUCGCAUUUCAACUCAUCCGAAAAUCUGAGUCUGUGAAGCGGAAACAUUUCGUUUUAUUUUGAAACGCAUACUGGGAGGUAGCACGGUUCAACACAACUGUGGGCGUGAGGACGUGAGUGAAAAGCAGGAUAACGGGAAACGUCCCUGUUUAGGAAAUACAUCAAACAGUUGCGAACGUGUCUCGCCUCCACGCUUUGAAGUGGUGGGGAACAUCUGCUUCUUUUUGUAAGAAUGCACAGUAGGAGGUAGAGUGUGUCUCAAUUUCACUCCAACUCCCAACACGACAGUGAAGAAGUUGUUCCCCCUUUUGGUAUUUUGUCAAGAUACCCCUACUCCGCUCCAGAGAGAUGGCAAACAUGUGCCCUUACGGCCAGUUCACCCACGCAGUGGUGCGAGGCAUCCCAGAGACCUUUGGGAAGAUGGUGGGUGACAACGGCGAGAACAAGGAAGUUUCAGUGGACUUGGCCAAGGCCCAGCGUCAGUUCGGCUGCCUGACGGGGGCGCUGAGGCAGAAGGUGGGCCUGCAGCUGAUCGAGAUCCCUCCCGAUCCGGAGCUGCCGAUGAGCUGGAAGAUAGAGGACGUGGCGGUGAUCCAAGGUGACACGGCGCUCAUCACCAGGCCCUUCAGACAGCAAAGGCGCAGCGAGGUGGAGGCGGUGCGCAGGGUGAUGUCCGAGCUCAACCUGACCGUGGUGGAGAUGGGCGGGGCACCGGGGGACUGUGAUGGGGCCACGCUGGAAGGCAGCGACGUCCUCUUUACAGGGAGGGAGUUCUUCGUUGGAAUCUCUUCCCACACCAAUCACAAGGGAGCAGAGGUGCUGGCGGACACGUUUCGGGAUUUUUCCGUGUCCACCGUGCCAGUCUGCGGUGGGAUUCGACUGAAAAACAUCUGCUCCAUGGGAGGCGCCAAUACCAUCGUCAUCAGCAACAGCGAAGGGGCCAAGAAGACUCUGCGGAUGGUGGAACAGCUGACAGACCACCACUACGAAGUUCUGACUGUGCCCGAGCAAUCUGCAGCAAACUGCAUCUACAUAAAGGGGCCAUCCAAGAGGGACUUCCUGAUCCACAGGCCAGCGGAUGAAUGCCCUGACAGUGUGGUUGCAUUCCAGAAGCUGCAGGACUACACCUUCUUGCCUACGGCCUGCAGCGAAGCCGCCAAACUCGGAGCCUCUCUGUCCUCGCUUUGCCUCCUCAUCAAUAAGAAGCACACAUAUUUCUGACUGUCGAUGCAAAACCGAUCACGGUGGGAGGAGGGGGUCUCUUCACAGCAUGUUACUGGGCAAAAAUCCUCAUUGUUGGAGGAAACGGUGAGUAAGAGUUAUUAGUAGUGCACCUUUCGUUCCAAGUCAACUUGCAUCAGUCGGGUUAGAACGCCGCACCUUUUAAUGUCACGAUUUCUGGUCCUGUUAGUUCAGACGUUUCACCAGUGCCCACUUUUUGUCAACUUUUUUUGAUUAAAAGAAACUCAACAUUU